Molecule: messenger RNA, 2888 nt
Organism: Danio rerio (zebrafish)
Lineage: Eukaryota; Metazoa; Chordata; Actinopteri; Cypriniformes; Danionidae
Source: RefSeq, a predicted model, not a curated record
GAUGAGUGAUCCAGAACCCUGCAGAAUUAAACAGGAAGAGGCUGAGGAACAAAUAGAUGUGAUGGUGAAGGUGGAGAGUGAAGUACUGAGUGAAGAUGAGGAGAAACAUCAUGUCAGUGAAGAAAAAGCUCCCAUAAAGACCGAACAGAGUUUUUUAAUGAACAGCACAGCUGUAAAUGAUUUCGCCUGCACUCAGUGUGGAAAGAGUUUCAGCCACGAAUGCGAUCUCAACCUUCACAUGAAGAUCCACGCUGGAGAGAAAUCAUAUCCCUGCGUUGCUUGUGGGAGGAGUUUCACACAUGUAUCAUCUCUACGUAUACACACAAAACGAAUUCACAGGUUUAAUGCGUCUCCCACUGUGGCGGAUGUAAUAUCUCAGCUCAAAAACUUCUCAGAUUUGGACUUUCAAUCAAAACAUGAAGUAAUAAAGGAUGGACGACCAAUGCCGGAGCUAAAGGACUUGCUUCAAACGACGGGACAGAAGAUAACUCGAUCCUUUCAAAGGGAUUGGUACGACCGAAAAGACUGGCUGUGUGGCUGUGCCACAAGAAACCGCCUAUUCUGUUAUCCCUGUCUUUUGUUCUCAGCUUGUGACAAUGUAUGGACUGACACAGGGUUUUGUGACUUAAAAAAUCUACCAAGAAGUCUCACCAAACACGAAUGCUCAGCUACUCACAUUCAAAGCCAAAUCGCUUUAAAAACGUUUGGAACUUCGCAGAUAGACUUGGCCUUAAACGAACAACAUAAGCUAAACAUUAGCAUUCACAAUGCUAUGGUGAAGGAAAAUCGAGAGGUUUUAAAAGAUCUUAUUAACGCAACCUGCUUCUUAGCCAAACAGCAAUUGGCGUUACGCAGUAGCAACGACAGUGCAAGCUCUUCCAAUCGUGGGAAUUAUGUUGAGCUAUUGCAUGCUUUUGCCGAGAAAGACGAGAGGCUUGCAAGACACUUGCAGACAUCUACUCUAUUUUCUGGCUCGUCAAACGGUAUACAGAAUGAUUUAAUUGAAGCAAUGAGUCACGUGAUCAGAAGUGACAUCAAAAAGGACAUUGACCGGGCAUCAUUUGUUGCCGUACAAGUAGAUGAGACAACGGAUGCCACUAACAAAGCCCAGAUCUCUGUCAUUUUGCGUUAUGUGGCUAAAAGUGAGGCGGCCUGUGAAGUGAGGGAGGCCUUUCUGGAAUUCGACGAUGUAAGUGGUGACAGAAGCGCCUCUGCUGUAGCCCAGUAUGUCCUGGGAGUGUUGGAGAGAUACAAGUGUGUUGACAAGCUGGUAGCUCAGACCUACGACGGAGCAUCUGUAAUGCCAUCCGAGCUUAAUGACCUGCAAGCGAAGAUUAAAGAGAAGGUUCCUCACGCCAUGUUUACCCAUUGUUAUGCACAUAAACUGAACGUAGUGCUGCAGGAUUCAGCAAAGAGCAUGUCCGAGUGUAGAGCCUUUUUUAAAACAAUUGAAGGACUAGGAACAUUUUUCAACAAGUGCACAAAGCGCACCCAGUUACUGGAUGACGUUGUGAAACGGCGUUUACCAAGAGCAGCGCCCACAAGAUGGAGCUCAAAGUCGAGACUGUUGCAAACUACAAGCAUGUACCAAUCUGACCUGCUUACCGUAUUUAGUAUUAUGAUUGAAAAUCCAGACAUCUGGGAUAAUGACACUGUAAUUAUGGCCUCUGGAUAUGAGCGGUGGCUAUCAAAGGCAUCAACAUGCUUUCUCAUCAUGGCAUAUGAUGGAAUCUUCAAUGAAACGGAUGCACUCUUCAGAGUACUGCAAAACAAAGCCAUGGACAUUGGGUUUUGCUGUGCACGAAUACGCGACACAAUUGGAGCUGUGGAAGACCAGAGGCAGGAGUUUAAGAGUUUCUACGAGCGGUUUGAGCAGAAGUGCUCCUCACUUGGUCUGACAGAUAGUGUGCAAAGUCAGCAGCUGGUCAGAGAUGAGCGGAAACGAUUGUUUAGUAACAUUCUGGACAACAUUACUGCUCAGCUGAGAGCAAGGUUUGAUCAUUUUAGCGGUCUAUCUUUCCUUGGUUUGGUCGACUGUACAAGAUUUAAGGAAAUGUCAAAACACUUCGAUGACGCCAAAGUGCAGAGCUUGUCCAAAUAUGCCAAGUUUUUUGACUUUGUCAGACUAAAAGCUGAUCUGAUCGGACUGUACAGCUCACAAACAGUGCGGAAUGAAUGUAAAUCCCCUAUACAGCUUCUCAGCUUUUUGACCCAGAAGAACCUGACGCAGGCUGUUCCUGAAGCCACCAAAUUACUCCAGCUGGCUCUCACUAUACCGGCUACUCCAGUGUCUGUGGAAAGGUCAUCCUCUGCUCUGAAACGACUCCAAUCCUACAGCCAUAAUCGCACCUCUCAAGGACAACUUACAUCCCUGGCAAUCUUCUACAUUGAGACUGAGAGACUUCAGAAAAUAAAAGAAGAUAAGGAGGACUUUUACGCCAAAGUCACAGAGAUUUUUAUUCAGAAAGAGCGGAGUAUGGACUUCAUUUACAAGUAAUGGUAGGACCAGUGUGCAGGAGAGAAAGAUCGAGCACACAUCGGCCAUGAUGCUCUGUUGCUUGUUUUUCAAAAGGCUAUAAACAAACUUAAGGGGAUAAAAAUGGUAGUUUAACGUUAAGUCAGACAUAAAGGAAUAGUAUUAAACAUAAUGAUUCCUUCCAUUUAUACAGCGCUUUUCUGGACACUCAAAGCGCUUUACACAUUUUUUGGGAGGAAUCUCCUCAUCCACCACCAGUGAGCAGCAUCCAUGUGGACGACAGGACAGCAGCCAUAUUAAAGCCUGGUUUAUACUUCUGCGUCAAGUGACCGGUGUAACUCAUGGCGCAUGCAAUGCACGUAGCUGUGCAUUUAUACUUCUGCCCGCUGUCUCUGUUGGUCUGAAUUAACAC